Molecule: messenger RNA, 1768 nt
Organism: Chlamydomonas reinhardtii
Lineage: Eukaryota; Viridiplantae; Chlorophyta; Chlorophyceae; Chlamydomonadales; Chlamydomonadaceae
Exons: 6
Coding region: 29-889 (286 amino acids)
Biological process (GO): translation
Cellular component (GO): cytosolic small ribosomal subunit; ribosome
Molecular function (GO): structural constituent of ribosome; RNA binding
Source: RefSeq, a predicted model, not a curated record
CCAUGUCAUGAUUGUAAUCCAGUGCAUAAUGGCCUGGCCAAAUCGUAGCUCAACACCAAGAACAAUGGCCGAUCGCGGUGGUGAGCGUGCAGAGCGCGGUGAGCGUGGCUCUUUCGGCCGCGGCUUCGGCGGCCGUGGCGACCGCGGCCGUGGCCGGGGUGCUCGCCGCGCUCGCGGCAAGAAGGAGGACGAGGAGAAGUGGGUGCCCUGCACCAAGCUGGGCCGCCUCGUCCAGCAGGGCAAGAUUAAGUCGCUGGAGCAGAUCUACCUGUUCUCCAUGCCCGUCAAGGAGUACCAGAUUGUUGAGUACUUCCUGGGCUCGGCUCUGAAGGACGAGGUGAUGAAGAUCAUGCCCGUGCAGAAGCAGACCCGCGCCGGCCAGCGCACCCGCUUCAAGGCCUUCGUCGUGGUUGGUGACUUCAACGGCCACAUCGGCCUGGGCGUCAAGUGCGCCAAGGAGGUUGCCACCGCCAUCCGCGGUGCCAUCAUCCAGGCCAAGAUGUCCGUCGUGCCCGUCCGCCGCGGCUACUGGGGUAACAAGAUCGGCAAGGUGCACACCGUGCCCACCAAGGUCACCGGCAAGUGCGGCUCGGUCACCAUUCGCCUGACCCCCGCCCCCCGUGGUGCCGGUAUCGUGGCCGCCCGCACCCCCAAGAAGGUGCUGCAGAUGGCCGGUAUUGAGGACUGCUACACCUGCUCGCGCGGCUCCACCAAGACCCUGGGCAACUUCGUGCGCGCCACCUUCAACGCGCUGUCGAGGACCUACGGCUUCCUGACCCCCGAGCUGUGGCGCGAGAGCAAGUACACCAAGGCGCCCUUCCAGGAGUUCACCGACUUCCUGGCCAAGCCCCACAUUGGCGAGUCCAAGGGCGAGGCGUACGCCUACUAAGCGACCCUCUCCUGGCGCCCGCCGUGCCCUACGGUGACGCAAAUGACGAACUACCAAGUUGGCGGCGAGCGGCCGGAGCGCUGCCGACUGGCCCUGCCCAUCGCCGUCUCCCCGAAUUCGCCAGCGGCUGGCGAAGGCCCCCAUGCAGGCGUGCUGUAACCAGUAUCUGGUGAUAUCACCUGUUCUCCUUCUCACGCUGUCUCGGGUUUGCUGUGAAAUUUUCAAGGCGGAUCAGACAAGGCUGAGCAGCGCUGGGUUUGCUCAGGACAACGAUGCAUUGAAUCAGCUUUGCCAACUAAGGGGCAGCAGCGGCAUAGUUAUGCUGUAUUGAGUAUAGACAGCGGGCACGUGAUAGGGCUGUGUGCGGGACUGCGGGGACUCGGAAGCGCGUCAGAGAAAGGCACACAGCUGAAACAAGCAUGGGAGGGCCAGAUAAUUCAGCGGCGUAGUUUCCUGUUAGUCAGAUGGGUGGAGAGUGCCGGCAGGGGACGGCCAGUGAACGGACGUUUCGGGUAGCAAUGAAGCUGAGUCGAGCGUAUCUAAGCAGUCCCUGAGCAGCCGUCUGGUUUAAACAAACAGCUGCAUCACUUGCAUGUUCCUUAACGGGUCAUGGUGCGGGGCAGUGUAACGGCGGGCGGCAGCAGGCACGACACGAGCUCGCAUGGGGUUCAACAAGGAGGUGGCUGCCUUAGGGAGGCAGGAAAAGGUCUGCUGCGUCUUUGUAGCACAUUUACCACGUACAGAAGUCAUACUGCGCAAAGCUGGUUGGCACAGUCUGAUACACAGUCUUGCGACAGCUUGGCAGCAUGCAGAUUGCGAGCGGCUGCGGAGGGGCUGUGAUGAGCGGACGGGCGCUGGCGGGUCAUCGCUCCCCCACCU